Molecule: messenger RNA, 1251 nt
Organism: Dovyalis caffra
Lineage: Eukaryota; Viridiplantae; Streptophyta; Magnoliopsida; Malpighiales; Salicaceae
Source: the annotation of a GenBank genome assembly
AUGAAGAGAACCCACAUUUCAUACUCUCUAGACCGAACAUGUCUAAUUCCAUUAAUCGCAAUAGCCUUACUCUCUUUAAUCCUCCUCUUAUUUGUCGGUCAAAACAAAUCCUCUCCAUCAACCGGCAUUUCCUCAAACCAACAAAACCUCGACCUCUUAGACAAAAAUCUCUAUGAUCCAUCACAGUUACCAAGACUACCAAGGUUUGCUUACUUGAUAUCAGGCACAAAAGGCGAUGUUUCAAGGGUGAAAAGAUUGCUUCAAGCAGUGUAUCAUCCAAGAAACUGCUAUUUAUUGCAUCUUGAUUUUGAAGCAAGUGAUGAUGAAAGACUUGAGCUUGCAAAGUAUGUGAAGGUAGAGAGUGGUGUGAUAAGGGAGUUUGGGAAUGUUAUGGUUCUUGGUAAGGGUGAUUUGGUUACUUACAAAGGGCCUACUAUGAUUGCUAGUAUACUACAUGGGGUUGCUAUUUUACUGAAGCAAUUUGAAGAUUGGGAUUGGUUUGUUAAUUUAAGUGCUGAGGAUUAUCCUCUCAUGCCCCAAGAUGAUAUCCUGCAUGUUUUCUCCUACUUGGCUAGAGAUCUGAAUUUCUUGGAGCACACAAGUGGUAUCGGUUGGAAAGAGUAUCAAAGAGCAAAGCCUAUAAUCGUUGAUCCAGGCUUGUAUCAUGCAAAGAAGUCUGGUGUAUUUUGGGCCAAAGAGAAAAGGCAUUUGCCUGCUGCUUUCAAGUUAUUUAUGGGGUCUGAUUUGGUGGUUCUUACAAGGUCAUUUCUUGAAUUCUGUGUUUGGGGAUGGGAUAACCUCCCUCGCACAGUCCUCAUGUAUUACACAAAUUUCGUGUCAUCCACUGAGGGAUACUUCCAUACUGUCAUUUGCAACCAAAAAGAUUACCAAAACACUACAGUUAACCAUGACCUGCAUUACCUAAAGUGGGAUAACCCUCCAAAGCAAUAUCCACUAAAUCUCACUUUGGAGCAUUUUGAAGACAUGGUUGCAAGUGGUGCCCCUUUUGCGCGUAAGUUUGCAAAGGAUGAUCCAGUUCUCAACAAAAUUGACAAAGAACUUCUGGGGAGAUCGGAUGGACAGCUUGCUCGAGGGGGUUGGUGCGCCGGAGAGUCUGUUUUAGGUAAAGAUCCUUGUGUUGUUUAUGGGAGUCCCCAUGCUGUCAAACCAACUGUAAGUUCAAAGAGGCUAGAGAAACUAAUGGUGGAACUUCUUGAUUCUGAAAAAUUCCGAUCCAAACAGUGUAAAUAA